UCGUAAUAUUUCCAAACCAUAAUUAUUGGGUUGCUAAAGCCAACCCAUGUGCACCCCUAGUUCUUACACUUGAAAGCGAUAGAGCAAAAUUCUUUCUACUAUGUUCAAAGCUAAAUCACUCGGAACUUUCCAAAAUUGACAGGGAAAUGAAUUAUAUUGCUCAUAAUUUUACAAAAUAUGCUAUGCACUUCGGUCUUGAAGGAAACAUCAGUUGGAAACAUGCCGAAGCUUCACUUCUCAACAACUACAAAUCGUGCGGGAAGAAGAAGACUCUGAAGACGUGAGAGGAUUGUCCGUACGAUAAUGGAGGCAGGGCAUGCAGAGACUAAAUCAAACCCUAAUUCUGAAACAAACACUACCAAGAGAGACGAUAAGAAGAGGAAGAAGGUUUCGGAAUUCGAGUACUGCGAAGUUUGCAAACUGAAUCACGAUCAGGGCCAGCGCCACAAGUACUUCCCAAGCCACAAAAAGUCCCUCUCCAUCUUCUUCUCUCGGUUCCAGACCAAGCUCUCCGAUGUUCGUUUCUUUCUGAAAAAUCCUACACUCCUCCUCCCGGAACACGCCUCUCACAACCGCGUAUGGUGCGUCUUUUGCAAUAAAGAUAUCGAUGAGCUUGGCAGCUCUUUUGCUUGUAGUAAUGCAAUUCAUCACUUGGCAAGUGUGAGUCAUCUGAAGAAUUUGAAGCACUUUUUGUGGAAAAAUGGUGGAGGAAUGGAUUGCAUUGAUAAUUUUAGAAUAACGAAAGCUGAUGUUACUAAGUGGGAGAAAAAGUGUAAAUCAUUGAAAAGUGGAGCUGUAUCAUCUAAAGAAGCAUCUCAUGGACCAGUUUUUGGACCUUCCAAUGAUAUCCACAAUGAACUCAACUAUGUAGAUAAUAAUAGUUAUAUAAAUAAUAAUCUCCAUUAUUUUGAUCCAAGCAUUUCAACCGGUGUUAUGCCUUUACAAAAUCUUACAAAUGAGUAUCAGGUAUCUCAUUCAGGAAUCACAGAUGUUUCAAAUGUUGGCAUGUAUUCAGAAGAUAUUAUCUCUUCUUUACCUUUGGAGACAAAUUCCGGUACUAGAUCCAAGAAUUUGAAUGGUGUAGCAGGUAUGCAGAAUCUUACCCAAAUUUUUGUAUCUGAGGUUGCUGGAGGAAAUGUGCAUUCUGGAGCACCUCCUCCUUGGUUUGAAGCAGUCGGCGAAGGUCAACUAAAUGUUGGAGUAAAACCAGACUUAGGUAGCUUUGUUUCUUCAUCAAGUAAAUUGGGGAAGUCGAAGAAAUUGAAUCCAAAAAGGGUUGGGGCAGCUUGGGCAGAAAAGAGAAAAUUGGAGCUGGAGAUGGAAAAGAGAGGAGAGCGUGUGAAGAGCGAGUGUGAUGCAAACUGGCUUCCAAAUUUUGGUAGAGUUUGGCAAUCAGGUAGCCGAAGAGAGUCUAGAAAAGAAUUUGAGUUGGAAAAGCAAAACGUAAUCAAGGUUGAAAGUCAUCUUGAGGAGCUAGUAAAGAUACAGCCUUACAUAAGCAAACGAAUGGAUGAGGAGCCAGUAAAGAUACAGCCUUACAUUAGCAAACGAAUGGAUGAAGAGUCAGUAGAGAUACAGCCUUACAUUAGCAAACAAAUGGAUGAAGAGCCAGUAAAGAUACAGCCUUACAUUAGCAAACGAAUGCAAAGAGACGCAAGUAAAUGACUGUUGCUGAGGGGUACGAUGUGAGGGACUGAGCUGUUCCUCCUACAUCUUUCGAUUUGAGACCAAAUUGAGCCAGAAUUUUGUAAAAAUUAUGUGCAGUCCUAGCAAGAAUGUAGCCAUAAUUUCGAACUUGUUUUAGGCAAUUCUGUAGUAAGUGGCUAAGUGCUGCUGCCUGUUGGUCAGAAAAAUGUGUAAUAAUUUUUCCGUGGGAGUCUGGGAGAUCUUAGUCCAUAGCACUGAAAACUCAUCAUAAAUCUUUUCACUAUAUAUUGUACAUUGGCAAAUGUGAAUGAUAUUUCUUUUCGGACCAUC
Messenger RNA from Humulus lupulus (European hop), 1977 nucleotides. RefSeq names its product TITAN-like protein. The coding region runs from base 304 to 1665 and encodes 453 amino acids. The transcript is spliced from 9 exons. The record is from RefSeq and is a predicted model, not a curated record. NCBI's taxonomy places the organism in Eukaryota, Viridiplantae, Streptophyta, Magnoliopsida, Rosales, Cannabaceae.